GUAAGCUAUAAGAAAAUUGAUAUCUGAUAAUUUUAAAUAUUAAAUAACGAAAGAAUCGCCAUGCAACUAAACUCAACUCAGCUCGGGGCGAUAGACGAGAAGACUUUACGGAGAGCCUUUGCUGAAAAACCAUUACAUAAAGUCAAGCACUUCACCACAGCUACCGCAGCAGCGGAUUGUACGUCGGCGGCCGUCGUUGCCUUUAGCGCCGCAAUUCCAAUAUCGAUCAUCGACUAUAGCAUCAUGGCUCGUGUUUCCGGGACAACGGACAGCAGUUUGAAGGAAUUCUUUAAAGGCAUCCGAACGCUUUUUCUUCGCCCACACAAAUUUUUUCUACCUACAAAGGAAAAUAAAUGCUGUAUUGUUUUUUGGGCUUGUACAACAACCUAUUUGUUUACCUACAUUGGCUCGAACUUGGCCAAGAGCUACUGUGAGCCUCAUGGAACAGUCAACGAAGCAAACCUCGCGGCUGGAAUUGUCAGCGGUGCUGUGAAUACCCUCUUUACCAUGUGGAAAGACGGCGUCAUUUUGAGGCAACUCCCUCCAAAGAAUACGACGAAUUCCUUGACAAAUUCGGGACGAAUCCCAUACAUCACACGAGGGCUCUUUUGCACCCGUGAUUUUCUGACAUGUGCAGCCGCCUUCACCCUGGCCCCCAUGCUGGCAGAUUGGAUCACGCGCUAUACCUAUUAUCACAAAAGAAUUGAGGGACUUCCAAAAGAUGCAAAGCUACCUGAGGAUGAGGGCAAAGUUCGCCUGCCAAUGUCCAUCUCAAACACGGCGCAGAUAGCUACGCCCGCAGCACUUCAAUUUGUCACGACUUUAUUGCAUAUUACGGCGAUUCGAUACAGACAAACAUAUCCUAACUUUGAUUUGAAAGAUCUUACGCAGAGUCUUAGGGCAACGUAUUUGUCCUCCACGUUGAUGCGCAUUUGUCGUAUAAUCCCAGCAUUUGGGAUUGGUGGCAUUUUAAACCAGAAAAUACGCACCAAUCUGUUGGAUAAAGCUGAGUAGAACGAGAUUAGCAUUUGGGCUAAAUUGAAAUAUUAUUAUCUUCCCUUUUUAUAUUCUUUAUCCAGUUAUUAGAAAAACUGGUAAACGACACCUUAACUAAGCGAAAUAAUAAAAUCGAAGAAUCGUGGAAUAAAACUUGGAUUCCUUAUACGUUAACAAUCAUACAGGUGAACUUUAUUAUUAUUAUUAUGUUCUGAGCCUAUUACACGUAAUUAUUGAUUUAGAAAAAAAUCUGAAAAAUGGAACCUUUAAAAAAAAA
This is a messenger RNA of Phytomonas sp. Hart1, 1273 nucleotides long. The record is from the annotation of a GenBank genome assembly. Lineage: Eukaryota; Euglenozoa; Kinetoplastea; Trypanosomatida; Trypanosomatidae.